This is a messenger RNA of Solanum pennellii, 636 nucleotides long. RefSeq names its product probable WRKY transcription factor 41. Gene Ontology annotation, biological process: regulation of DNA-templated transcription. The coding region runs from base 1 to 636 and encodes 211 amino acids. The record is from RefSeq and is a predicted model, not a curated record. Lineage: Eukaryota; Viridiplantae; Streptophyta; Magnoliopsida; Solanales; Solanaceae. Gene Ontology annotation, molecular function: DNA-binding transcription factor activity; sequence-specific DNA binding. The transcript has 3 exons.
AUGAAACAGGACGUGUGCCGGUAUUUGGCUGCGGAAAUACUUUCUUCCUAUGAUAAAGCUAUGUCCCUCUUAAAUGGCACAGCUUUAUCAGGUAUGAUGAGCAAAAGUAAAGAGAUCAUUAAUCCAGCACCAUCUUCAUCAACUGCGCCCCAGCUGGAAUUUCCUCAACUUCUGGCUGAUAGUAGCACUAAGAGUUGUGACCGCCCCUCUAAAUUAAGGAAGAGGAAGACGCUGGCACCAAGGACAGAGUAUGUAGAAGCUCGACCCGGGGAAGAGGUUUCACCUAAAGAUGGACUUAAUUGGAGGAAAUAUGGACAGAAACUUAUCUUAGGUGCAAAAUAUCACAGAGAAUAUUUUCAAUGUGUUUAUUGUCAUUGUGACGCUACUAAGAUGGUCCAGCAAAUCGAGACAGAACCAUUAAGUUUUGAAGCUACCUAUGGAGGAAGUCACAGUUGUGGUCAAGAAAACAAAAACCAAAAUGAAGAAGUACUAGUUGCUGUGGAAACACAAGUUGGAAGAGCAGCAGGGCAACUAUAUGAAUGCUACAUUCCUGAGAUGGUUUUAACCCAAAAUAAUUCAUAUAAAACGAAAUAUCCAUCUGAUAGUACAUACGAAAUCCUACAGUUAUUCUCAUAA